ACAGCUGCUCCUCCCACUGUGGAGGCUGUUUACAAGGAAAGAGGAGCUCCUCUCUUGGCAAAAACAAGGUCUGGGACUCACAACCGAGGGGAGCAGUGUGUUUGAUGCCCUUCAACACAGGCUCUUUCUCCUUUUUCUUACUUGCCACCGCGACUUCACAAUACAGCCUCGUCAUCUGGGCAGAAUGUUUCCCUCUCUGUACCUGCUUCUACUCGGUGCAGCCUUCAUGGUGGACUGUAGUGUUGGACGAGAAGACUGCAUUAGGUCCAAUGGAGUGGACUACAGGGGGCACCAAUCCAGCUCCUCUUCAGGCUUGACUUGUUUAAUGUGGACCGACACUUCCACUCAAUAUGAUCCACAGACAGGUGUGGGAGAUCACAAUUACUGCCGAAACCCGGACUCUUCCGAGAGGCCUUGGUGCUACAUCACAGGCCCGGAUGGAACCAUCCAGAAGCAGUUUUGCUCCCUCCAGGCAUGCCCAGAGCUGACCUCCGCUCAGGCAGCCGACAUGGAAGCACCCGUUCCAACUGCGUCAGCUGACACUUCUGUCCCACCAACCACGCGCUCCUCUUCUGGAGAUGAAGCCGCCGCCGUGCAGCCGGUGCUGGGAAUCAGCCAGCGAGUGCGUACGGGGCCCAAAAAGAAAAAAGAUAUGGGCCCGCUUGGCUACGCCCUCGGCAUCGUCAUGAUGGCCAUCAUAAUUGUCCUCGGGGCGGGCAUUACCUUUGGAUACUUCUAUAAAAGGGGCCGCGACCUGAAGAAGCAGCACGAGCAGCGAGUGUACGAGCGGGAGAUGCAGAGGAUCACCCUCCCGCUCUCCGCCUUCUCCAACCCCACGUGCGAGCUGGUGGACGAGAACGCCAUCGUGGUCACCGCCGAGCACGAGAUCACCCCGAUGCAGGAGGAAGCGGAGGGCGGGGACCCGCUGAUGGGCCAGCAGGCGGGCACACCCGGGGCGUGAGCGGGCGUGUCCUCCUCCAUCAAUCAGGACUUUUCGAUGAACGACACGUUCCAGCGGACCAAAACGAUCCUCGCCUUUCUCCUGUGCGGGAAGCAGAUCCACCCAAAGACGUCAUUUUUUGUUGUUUGUGUGACAGAUGAGGACGUUUUUGGUGUUUAUAGUUUCAUAGUCAGCUGAUGGCCUGCCCUAUUUAGUAUGCGUAUGGAUCAGUGUUUAUAACAGUGAGAUGAAGCCAAGUGGAAUUAAUUGCCAUGUGUUUUGAUCGACCCGCUGGCUGUGCCGAGGGACGAUCAUGUAUAUAUUUGUGUAUAUAUGUAUUUGUACAUAAAGAGUACUUUGUUUUGGUGCGUAAAAAUAGAUCCUCCUCUGAGGCAGGAUGAGCAGAAAACAAGACUUCCCUAUCCAGAAAUGCCUUACUAAGCACGAAUGUACUUUUUAUUUCGACACAAGAGGCAGGCAGAGCGGUCCUUUAGUGCCACAGGUUAAGGAGCGACAGGAAGUGGGUUUCUCUCAGGAAGCAUGAGAGGUAGUCCUCAGGAUAACGGAACAGGAAGUCCUGCUUUUGUCAGAGCAUGAAGGAUGCUGCUGCUGACGUCGGACUUAGUCCUGCUCCACGUGAAACAUAAAUGCAUGAACCUGCAGCGGGUUUGUGUUUGCAUCCGGCUGACAUGUUUAGUUGGCAUCACUCCAGAUUACUUUUGGAUGUCUUUGAAAUACUGCUGUUCAACUCCUAGAUGUGUGCUGACUUGCUUUUUUACCCCCCCCGGAAAAAAAGAGAAGCAAGUUGCAUUUGAAUUCAGCGCUUGUUCAUGUAAGACUGUGUGGUUUUUCAGUGAGACUGAAAUAAAAAAAUGUGGAAACA
This is a messenger RNA of Nerophis lumbriciformis (worm pipefish), 1823 nucleotides long. RefSeq names its product phosphoinositide-3-kinase interacting protein 1 (gene pik3ip1). Gene Ontology annotation, biological process: negative regulation of phosphatidylinositol 3-kinase/protein kinase B signal transduction. The record is from RefSeq and is a predicted model, not a curated record. Gene Ontology annotation, molecular function: endopeptidase activity; signaling receptor binding. NCBI's taxonomy places the organism in Eukaryota, Metazoa, Chordata, Actinopteri, Syngnathiformes, Syngnathidae.